Rhinichthys klamathensis goyatoka is the source of this 1147-nucleotide messenger RNA. RefSeq lists its product as uncharacterized. The coding region runs from base 1 to 945 and encodes 314 amino acids. The record is from RefSeq and is a predicted model, not a curated record. Lineage: Eukaryota; Metazoa; Chordata; Actinopteri; Cypriniformes; Leuciscidae. Gene Ontology annotation, molecular function: dioxygenase activity. The transcript has 7 exons.
AUGGAGAUACCUGUCUUGGAUUUCAGUGUCUACGAACUGGGAAAGGGCAAUGAAUCGGAUGUUGACUUGGAAAAGUUAAGUAAAGAAUUGAGAAAGGCCUUUACCGAAGUGGGAUUUGUUUAUUUGAAAAACACGGGCAUAAAUCAGGAAGAGGUGGAAAAAGUCAUGCAUGUUUCAAAGAAGUUCUUCUGUUUGCCAGAAGACAUGAAGAAGCCUUUCAGCAGGGGAAGUUUCUCAUGUAAUGUAAACCAUGGCUGGGUUUCGGUAGAAACUGAAAGUCUGAAUCCUCGCCGUCCCGGUGAUCUGAAGGAGGCGUAUAAUAUAACAUCUUUGAGCGGGGAUAACAAGUGGCCUUCAGAAGUAGAUGAUUUUCGAGAUGUCCAUGUAUCAUUUUUCCUGCGCUGUAAGGAUCUCUCUCUCCGAGUGCUCCGACUGAUGGCUCUUGGGUUGGAACUGGAACCAGAAGUCUUCCUCAACGCACAUAAGCAAAUUGGAAGUGAUGUGAAUGCAACCACACUCCGGUCUCUGUACUACCCUCCGGUGAACAGCACAUGUGUGAAGGAAAAUCAGCUGCGCUGUGGUGAACACUCGGAUUAUGGGAGCAUCACUCUGCUCUUCCAAAGCCCAGAGAGUGGAUUGCAGGUUCUGAACCGGGCUGGUGAAUACGUUUCGGCUCCAAGCAUUCCUGGAACAGUUCUGAUUAACAUAGCAGACCUGAUGCAAAGGUGGACCAGUGAUGUGUACGUGUCUGCGGCUCACAGGGUUUUGAUGCCCCCUGCAGGAGACUCCAGCACACGCCAGUCUUUGGCUUUCUUUGUACACCCUGAUGAUGAAGCCAUCAUUUCAUGCUGCGAUGGAUCCGAUAAAUAUCCUCCUGUUAAUUCAUUUGAUUACCUUUUAUCAAGGUUCAAUGAUACCUAUGGCAAAAAACAGGCUCUGGUUUAAGUGGAAGUUUACAAUUGAAUAUAAAAAACAAAGUGGUAAUAAUCAUCAAAGCACAUAAUUGGUGGAGCUGAGAUAAUUUAAUUAUAUUUUAAAGAAAUGUACAGCACAGUCACUUUUUACUCUCACAAAGAAAACUCAAACAAGCCAAAAUUGCCUCAUGAAUGCACUAUUUUAUGAUUAAUUGAAUUUCUGUAAAAAUAAA